AUGAGGCGCUCGAGUGCCGCUCAGGGCUGGCUUUUGCGGCUGGCGCUUUUGGCGUUGAUCACACUAUGCACGUGUGCGCCCUCCAACAUCACCACCGACGUCAAUGUCAAUGAAGUGCAGACUCGCGAGGUGAAGCCUUUCCUCCUCCGCAUAAUGCCCCUCGGUGCUUCGAUCACGGUGGGAUACCGGUCCGACGACGGCAAUGGGUAUCGGAAAUGGCUGCGCCAGCAAUUGCGCUAUUCCGGCUGGCAGGUCGAUAUGGUCGGCAGCUUGUCGAACGGGUCGAUGCACGAUAAUAACAACGAAGGCCACUACGGCUACCGAAUCAACCACGUCGCCAAAGAAGCCGAAAAGACAAUUCCGCAACAACCCAACCUCAUUCUCAUCAACGCCGGAACCAACGACGGAAUUUUAAACUACCAAGUCAGUACCGCCGGGAAACGAAUGGACCGGCUCAUCACGCGCCUCUUCGACGCCAUCCCCGGCACGACCAUCAUCCUCUCGACGCUCCUGACGAACGCCAAACAGCCCAAACGGAUCGAGCAGAUCAACGAGCAAUAUCGCAAGAUCGUGGCCCAGCGUCGCGAAAACGACGACCGCAUCGUGUUGGCGGAAAUGAGCGAGUUCAUUCACAAGGAUGAACUGGUGGACGGCACGCACCCGACCGACUACGGGUACAAGAAGAUGGCGUCUGUCUGGUGGGCGGCGAUUCAGGAGGCGGAGUCGGAGGACCUGUUGCAACGGCCGACGACUACGGUCAGGAGUCAUAAUAAGGCUCUUGAGAAGGAGGUGGAUGAUGGGGGUGGUGACCCGCAUCUGCCGGAGUAUGAUGCCCCGGAUCAGCCGAACUCGAGUGCGACCGUGACGCGACCGGCCUUGGGUCAAUUGGGUGUGCAGGUUAUUGCUGUGAUUGCCGCCCUGGCGAUGAUAACUUGA
Molecule: messenger RNA, 936 nt
Organism: Aspergillus melleus
Lineage: Eukaryota; Fungi; Ascomycota; Eurotiomycetes; Eurotiales; Aspergillaceae
Product: SGNH/GDSL hydrolase family protein
Exons: 4
Coding region: 1-936 (311 amino acids)
Molecular function (GO): phosphatidylcholine lysophospholipase A1 activity
Source: RefSeq, a predicted model, not a curated record